Amphiprion ocellaris (clown anemonefish) is the source of this 2207-nucleotide messenger RNA. RefSeq names its product 24-dehydrocholesterol reductase (gene dhcr24). The coding region runs from base 69 to 1619 and encodes 516 amino acids. Gene Ontology annotation, biological process: steroid metabolic process. The record is from RefSeq and is a predicted model, not a curated record. The transcript is spliced from 9 exons. NCBI's taxonomy places the organism in Eukaryota, Metazoa, Chordata, Actinopteri, Pomacentridae. Gene Ontology annotation, molecular function: FAD binding; Delta24(24-1) sterol reductase activity. Gene Ontology annotation, cellular component: membrane; cytoplasm.
UACUGAGUUCUCUGACAGCUGAAAAGUGAAGCUGAAGUUUGGUUCAGAGCAGAUUGAGCGCUGACACCAUGGAUCCGCUGCUGUAUCUGGGAGGUUCGCUGCUUUUGUUCCUGCUGUGGAUCAAAGUCAAAGGUCUAGAUUACGUGAUCGUGCACCAGCGAUGGAUAUUCGUGUGUCUGUUCCUGCUGCCGCUCUCCGUUGUAUUUGACGUGUAUUAUUAUGUGAGAACUUGGCUCAUUUUCAAGAUGUGCUCUGCGCCCAAACUGCACGACCAGCGAGUGAAGGACAUCCAGCGACAGGUCCGUGAGUGGAGGAAGGAGGGCGGUAAGAAACACAUGUGCACAGGUCGACCCGGCUGGCUAAGUGUGUCUCUCAGAGUGGGGAAAUACAAGAACACCCACAAAAACAUCAUGAUCAACAUGAUGGAUAUUCUGGAGGUGGACACACAGAGGCAGGUGGUGAGAGUCGAGCCGCUGGCCAACAUGGGUCAAGUGACCGCUCUGCUGAACUCCAUCGGCUGGACGCUGCCGGUGCUGCCGGAGCUGGACGACCUCACUGUGGGUGGCUUGGUGAUGGGGACAGGCAUUGAGUCGUCCUCCCAUAUUUAUGGGCUGUUUCAGCACAUCUGUGUUGCAUAUGAGCUGGUUCUAGCUGAUGGCAGUUUGGUUCGCUGCACUGAGGAGGAGAACUCAGAUCUGUUCCAUGCUGUCCCAUGGUCCUGUGGAACUCUGGGGUUCCUGGUUGCAACUGAGAUUAAAAUAGUCCCCGCUAAGGCCUGGGUGAAGCUGCGUUACGAGCCUGUCAGAGGACUGGAGAACAUCUGCAAACGCUUCACUGAAGCAUCAGAGAACAAGCAGAACUCGUUUGUUGAGGGUAUCCAGUACAGUCUGGACUCUGCUGUCAUCAUGACAGGAACCAUGACGGACCACGCAGAGCCUGACAAGAUUAACAGAAUCGGCCUGUACUUUAAACCCUGGUUCUUUAAACACGUGGAGAGCUACCUGAAACAAGACUGCACCGGAGUGGAAUACAUCCCUCUGCGGCACUACUAUCACAGACACACACGCAGCAUUUUCUGGGAGCUUCAGGAUAUUAUUCCAUUUGGAAACAACCCUGUGUUCCGCUGGCUGUUUGGGUGGAUGGUUCCUCCUAAAAUCUCUCUGCUGAAGCUCACUCAGGGAGAAACCAUCAGGCGUCUCUAUGAACAGCACCACGUGGUCCAGGACAUGAUGAUACCCAUGAAGCACCUGCAGGCCGCCAUCACACGUUUCCACCAGGACAUCAACGUUUAUCCUCUGUGGCUGUGUCCAUUCCUGCUACCGCCUGGCAAGGGGAUGGUUCACCCCAAAGGUCAAGAGGAGGAGCUGCAUGUGGACAUCGGGGCCUACGGGGAGCCUAAAGUCAAACAUUUCGAAGCUAAAGCGUCAACGCGACAGCUGGAGAAGUUUGUCCGGGAGGUGCAUGGGUUCCAGAUGCUAUAUGCAGAUGUGUACAUGAACCGAGAGGAGUUUUGGGAGAUGUUUGACGGACAGCUGUACCACAGAUUGAGAAACGAGCUCGGAUGCAAGGAAGCCUUCCCUGAAGUUUACAACAAAAUCUGUAAAUCUGCUCGACACUGACCCCUUAUCUCCCAUCGGGUGCCUCAACUCAUAGCUCUGUCACAGCUUCAUCAAGGAAACUCAAGACUGACUAGUUUUGGGAAACAUCUCAACAUUUUUAAGGUGGACCUUCUCACUCACCAAUACUUGUAAUUUUUUUUGGCAAUAACACUGAAGAAGACCAUCUAUCCAUGUAAAACAGGAGUAUUUUACUCAUUUUAAGUCAUGAAUGUAUUUUUUUGUGUUCUAUACACAGCUAAUUUUAACAUUAAGGUUCGGCUUCAUGUGCUGAUUGACUCAAAUCUAACUGCACCAAAUGUCUUACUUUUUCCUUUUUUAAAACAUGUAUAUUGCACAACUUUUCCCUGUUGUACAACUUUAUCUUAUUGUUUCUUAAGUGCCACACCCUUUGGAAACCUGACUUCCUGAUUAGUCUCACACACAUUUUAAAAUACAUACCUUUAUGAUAAAGCUCAGUUAACCUUUAAGUCCAUAAAACUAUAUUAGAACUCAAAGUUGACUAUUUUGAUAUCAGAAAGAGAUCCUAUUUCCAGAGCUGUGUAUUGGUGGGAUGAAUUAAUUAAAAUGUAUUUUCUGUGUUAAAGCUCA